Molecule: messenger RNA, 1161 nt
Organism: Trichoderma citrinoviride
Lineage: Eukaryota; Fungi; Ascomycota; Sordariomycetes; Hypocreales; Hypocreaceae
Product: RNA-binding domain-containing protein
Exons: 1
Biological process (GO): positive regulation of mRNA splicing, via spliceosome
Cellular component (GO): U12-type spliceosomal complex; nucleolus
Molecular function (GO): RNA binding
Source: RefSeq, a predicted model, not a curated record
CACAGGGAGCAGGACAAGGAGGCCACCGUCUACAUCGGCAACAUCGACGAGCGCGCGACCCCGGCCAUGGUCUACGAGAUCAUGCUCCAGAUGGGCCCCAUCCACAACAUCCACAUGCCUCGCGAUCGCGUCACCCAGACGCACCAGGGCUUCGGCUUCGUCGAGUUCCGCACCCCCGCCGACGCCGAGUACGCCGCCAACGUCAUGAACGGCAUCAAGCUCUACGGCAAGUCCCUGCGCGUCAACAAGGCCAGCGCCGACAAGCAAAAGGCCGCCGAGGUGGGCGCCGAGCUCUUCAUCGGCAACCUCGACCCCAUGGUCGACGAGAAGAUCCUCUACGACACCUUCUCGCGCUUCGGCCCGCUGCUGAGCAUCCCCAAGGUCGCGCGCGAGGACAGCGGCGCCAGCAAGGGCUUCGGCUUUGUCAGCUACGGCGACUUUGAGAGCAGCGACGCCGCCAUUGCCAACCUCCACGGCCAGUACAUCCUCAGCAAGGAGGUCUCGGUGCAGUACGCCUUCAAGAAGGACGGCAAGGGCGAGAGACACGGUGACCCGGCGGAGCGAGCCCUCGCUGCCCAGGCCAAGUCAAGAAAUCUCCUGCCCGAGGCCCAGCCGCUGCCUCAGGCUUUCCUCAUGAACGGCGCCCCUGCCGCUGCCGCUCCCCCUCCCGUCGCCCCCGCUGCCGCCGCCGUAGUCCCUCCCACCGCUCCGGCCGGCUUCGACUCGAACCCGCUGGCCCCCGGCGUGCCUGCUGGCGUACCUCCACCGCUCAUGGGCACGCCCACGCACGCCAACAUCCCGAGCGGCUUCGCUCCCCCUCCGCCCCGCGGACCUUCUCCCUACAACGCCGGCCCCGGCCACGUCCCCAACGGCUUCGGACGUGGCUCGGCGGCUCCCCUUCCGCCAGCCCCCUCAGGCCUGCCCGCGCGGCCUCCCCAGAUCCAGGGCGGAUACACGAAUCCCGCCGACUUCCAUCCAUCUGCCUUCCGCCCUCCGUCUGGGCCCCCCGGCAGCGCUCCGCCCCCGCAAGGGUUCCCAGCCGUCCCGCCUCCUGGGUUUCCCGUGCCUCCUCCGCCUGGACCUUCGGGCACGCCUCCGGUGCCGCCUCCGUUCAUGCCGCCUCCUGGCUUCCAGCCUCCGCCUGGCUUUGGUCGACGAUAA